CAGAGGAAGGAAGGGCCGCGAGGAGGCGGGGCCGGCGCGCCGCUCGGGCGGGCGCUUCUCUCAACUUUAGUUUUGGCGUCGGCGGCGAGUUUCUCCCUCAGUCGGGCGCAGCCGCCGCCGCGGGAAAGAAAGGGAGGAAGGAAGGGGCCCCCGGAGGAAGCCGGGCAGCGGGGGAGGGGAGGCCCCGUGUCCGUCGGGGCAGCGCAGCGGCCGGGGGACAGCGUCGGGGGCCGCGGGGCGCGGGCGGGCCUGCGGCGCAGCCUCCCCCCCCCCCCCGGCCGCGACUCCAACCCCGUCGCCCGCGUCGGCAGCAUGGAUCCCGGGCCGCCGUCUCAGCCGCCGCAGCCCCCGCCGGCCACCGCGCAGGGCCAGGGGCCGCCGGCCGCGCAGCCCCCCUCGGGCCAGGGCCCCGCGGCGGCGGCAGGGCCGCCCGCGCCCCCGGGGUCGCAGGCGGCGCCGCAGGCCCCCCCGGCCGGCCACCAGAUCGUGCACGUCCGGGGGGACUCGGAGACCGACCUGGAGGCGCUCUUCAACGCCGUCAUGAACCCCAAGACGGCCAACGUGCCCCAGACGGUGCCCAUGCGGCUGCGGAAGCUGCCCGACUCCUUCUUCAAGCCGCCGGAGCCCAAGGCGCACUCCCGCCAGGCCAGUACUGAUGGGGGCACCGGAGGAGCCCUGACCCCACAGCAUGUUCGAGCUCAUUCUUCGCCUGCUUCCCUGCAGCUGGGCGCCGCAUCCCCAGGGAGCCUAACGCCCACCGGGGUGGUCUCGGGCCCAGCAGCGACCCCCACCGCUCAGCACCUUCGACAGUCUUCUUUUGAGAUCCCUGAUGAUGUCCCUCUGCCGGCGGGCUGGGAGAUGGCAAAGACGUCCUCUGGUCAGAGAUACUUCUUAAAUCACAUCGAUCAGACGACAACGUGGCAGGACCCCAGGAAGGCCAUGCUGUCCCAGAUGAGCGUCACGGCACCCACCAGCCCCCCCGUGCAGCAGAGCCUGAUGACCUCGGCCUCAGGUCCUCUUCCUGAUGGAUGGGAGCAAGCCAUGACUCAGGAUGGAGAGAUAUACUAUAUAAACCAUAAGAACAAGACCACCUCUUGGCUAGACCCAAGGCUUGAUCCUCGUUUUGGUAAAGCCAUGAACCAGAGGAUCAGCCAGAGCGCCCCGGUGAAGCAGCCUCCUCCCCUGGCCCCACAGAGCCCUCCAGGGGGCGUCCUGGGCAGUGGCGGCCCCGGCCCGCAGCAGAUGCGGCUGCAGCAGCUGCAGAUGGAGAAGGAGCGGCUGCGCCUGAAGCAGCAGGAGCUGCUCCGCCAGGCAAUGCGGAAUAUCAAUCCCAGCACAGCAAAUUCUCCAAAAUGUCAGGAAUUAGCUCUUCGUAGCCAGUUACCGACACUGGAGCAGGAUGGCGGGACUCCAAACCCGGUGCCUUCCCCUGGGAUGUCUCAGGAACUGAGAACAAUGACCACCAGUGGCUCGGAUCCCUUUCUAAACAGUGGCACCUACCACUCGAGGGAGGAGAGCACAGACAGCGGGCUGAGCAUGAGCAGCUACAGUGUGCCUCGGACCCCGGACGACUUCUUGAACAGUGUUGACGAGAUGGACACAGGCGACACUAUCAACCAAAGCACUGUGCCCCCCCAGCAGAGCCGUUUCCCAGACUACCUAGAAGCCCUUCCGGGGACAAACGUGGACCUUGGCACGCUGGAGGGUGACGGGAUGAGCAUGGAAGGGGAGGAGUUGAUGCCCAGCCUGCAGGAGGCCCUGAGCUCUGACAUCCUCAGCGACAUGGAGUCCGUGCUUGCCGCCACCAAGCUUGAUAAGGAGAGCUUUCUCACGUGGUUGUAGAGCCCGCAGGGAGACCGAGUGCCACAUCUGUGAAGGACCCAAGGAGAGGUUCCCCCGUGAGCCGGUCGCAGUCUCCGGGCUCACGCCGGAGAAGAGGAAUGGACGUCCCGCAGGAUUCUCGAUCCGUUGUUUCGCUCUUCUUGUCCGUUGCUGCUGUUGAUAUAUUGCUGACCUCUUUCAUAGUUGGCUCUAAAGAAUCAAAAAACAGUUUUUGGUUUCUUUUGCUAUUAUAACUACUGUUCGUUUGGGGGGCUGGGGGCAGUGAGCCUGUUGGGAUGACGGAUGCCAUGCCUUGCGCCCAGUUAGGUGUUCGCCCGUCGUGUCGAGCAAACACGCGGACUUGGGAGUCAGAUGCGUCACGUCAUAGCAUUUCAUUUGUGCGGGCGGUUGUCUGUCCAGUGGCCUUUGGCCGGUGGGAAAACAUGACUUACCCGUCAGUCGAGCCAGAGCGAUUCACCAGCGCUCAGUGCUUCGUGCUGAUUCGAUGAGCUCGCUGGAACCACGGCUGGAGACCGCUUCACUUUCAGUGUUUUUCCCUCCUCGUGCUAUCAUUAGUCACGUAGUGACCUUGAUUUUAUUUUAGGAGCUUAUAAGGCAUAAGACAGUUUCCGUAGAAAUGUAUUAAUUAUUGCCACAUACUCUAGUAUAGGUUGUGCUGGGUUUUAUUCUGGGUUUGUUGUUUUGAUUGGUUGGGCUGUGUCUUUUCUGUUUUUUGUUUUAGUUUUUGUUUUUUUUCCAGAAUCUAGACAAAUUAUCAUAGUAGCAACUCUGUAGUUGUAGCUGGGGGGCAACUAUUAAAAUCUACAUUUCCUGAUUUUUUACCAUCUUAUUUAAAUCUUGAUUAAUCCGCUCUAUAUAUACCCACACACACACUUAUAAUGUUUAUGAUAGUGUGAUAGAAGAAUGUAUCUUUUUUUUUUUUUUUUAAGGUUUCCCUACUUUCCAGGUUAUUUUAACACAGUAGUUUUCAAUGUGUGUGUUUAGAAUAUGUGAGUAGUGGUCGUACCGCACGGGUGGUUAAAUCUUUCGGGGCAGUGUGCGGACAUUAGAGGUAGUUUAGUGUUCUAGAAAGGGCUGUCGUCACAGAGAGCGUCUAGAGGACCGUGUGCUUACUGGGCACACGGUGUUGUCCAAUGAAUUUGAAAGAAGCAAACAAGAUAAGGCUGUAUUUUCCCCUUGACACUCCCUUGGACUAAUUUUGAGCCUCGAUGGGAAAUCACUCUGUAAGUUCAUAAUGUACACGACAGAGGUAAGCUUUACAUGUGCUUUACCUUUCUUUAGCUCUGGAAAUUGACCUUUGCCCUAGUUUUGGAAGUCCGAUCUAGUCUCUCAGUUCUUGCUUGUAACAAACAUAUUGAGGACUGUGUUGAGAUACUACAAGAUUGCUCUUACUUAAAACAGAUGUGCUCCUACUUGUACAUGGUGAGAAUUGACCCUGGACGGCAUAUAGGAUCCUGCCAAGGCGGUGAGUUAGCUGGUGAGGUGAUCAGAUUAAUAAAUGUAUAUCGGUAGUUGAAUUUAGCACAGAAAUAGAGAUAAUCAUGAUUAUACUUUUAUUUUUACAGGAAGAGAUAUAACUAGAGUAUGUCUACAGGAAGAAUAAUAAUGGUUUCCAAAGAGUAUUUUUUAAAGGAACAAAAUGAGCAGGAAUCAGCUCUUCAGUAUAAGCUAUGAAGGGACUAGUCGGCCGUGAGUCAUAGUGGUACCAGCGAGUGCCUCUGGGAUUGAGGGUCUUUCAGUAUUUCUGGAAUAAGCCCUUAUUUUCAAGGGUUUAUAACUGACAUAAGAAGAUCUUUUUUCUUGGCUAAAACUGCUAUGAAAAACCUCAGCUUGGACAGAUUUUUUUUUUUUUUUUUUUAAUUACAAAAAUCUUGGGCCUUCGGUGGAGAGGACUACAAUAGUUGGGAAUGAGAAGUUUUAUCUUAAGUACUUUCAGUGCUCAAAAAUUAAAUGACUGUGUUGUAUAUAAUGACUCAUAGGUCGAUCAUUCGUUACUAUUGACUCUAAGACUUCUUGUUAGGAAGCAGCAGAAAGAGUAAAUCUUGAAUUAACUCUGAGGGGAAAUGGCCACUGUGGAGAUUCCUUGACUUUUUUUUUUUUAAGAGCAAUAAUGAAAUUGUACCCAGAAUGCAUGAGUGAGUGUAGGGACCGUCCAGUGGGUGUUGGUUUCCUCGUGCAGAGGUGGGAGCUGCGUGGAGGGGGUGCCUGCGUGGCCAGGAAGACUCCGGGGACCCAGGGUUCUUCCUGUCCCCAAGACUCUGGCUUGCCCAGUCACCCCACAGUGUCCCUGAGGUGCUGGGGACCCCGACCGCACCCUCCAUUCACCUGAAGGACACGUAGCAGUCCUUCCUUCUUUCUGAUUUGAAUCACAGCCUGGAUGUGGUCUGUCUUGUUCUGUGUCCUUGUUCCUAAUGUUAACGUGUGUAACUGCUUCUUGGUUAUACUGGGUAGCGUCGGGUAAGAUUUUAACUGGGUAUUCUUGAAUUGCUUUUACAAUAAACCAGUUUUAUAACCUUUCAGUUUAUCAACUUUUUACAUCUUGUGUUCUUUUCAGUUAGGGCUUCUUAGGUGUACUGACAUUGGAGCGCACUGAUCGGGAGUUUCAGAUUCUCCAAAGCACUGCCUGCAGUCAUAGCUGUUUCUAAAUACAGUGCCUUUUUUAGAAAAGGAAGAAAGAACAGUAAGGAACUGACUUUUAUUUUUAUAUACAGACAUUAUUGUCGUUUUACGUAUUCACAGUAAAUAGAUGCAUUCUGAGGGAAACUGGCAGAAACAUUAAAAAAUAACCCUAAUUAAUGCUAGCUCAUAAUUCAUACCAAUCAGUGCUGAAACCCAUGGUGCAAAAGUGGGAGGUGGUACCCAGUGGUUGACAGCUUCAUAGGUUUUGGAUAUCUAAGACAGGAGUGCUCAGAUGAAUUUUAUUGUUGGCAAGCAUAUUUUUAUAAGAAUUGUUGGGUGUGCCUAUUUUAACAGUUGUUUUCUGUAUCAUGAAAAGUAUUCUCCACAAUUUAAAUGUUUUAUAUUAGAGAACUCUUUAAUGCACACUUGUCAAAUAUAUAUAUAUAGUACCCAUAUCACCUUUUUAUUUUUUGUUUUAGAUGUAAGAGCAUGCUCGUAUGUUAGGUACUUACAUAAAUUGUUACAUUAUUUUUUCUUAUGUAAUACCUUUUUGUUUGUUUAUGUGGCUCAAAUAUAUUCUUUCUUUAAACUCUU
Molecule: messenger RNA, 5055 nt
Organism: Mustela lutreola (European mink)
Lineage: Eukaryota; Metazoa; Chordata; Mammalia; Carnivora; Mustelidae
Gene: YAP1
Product: Yes1 associated transcriptional regulator
Exons: 9
Coding region: 313-1842 (509 amino acids)
Biological process (GO): hippo signaling; positive regulation of transcription by RNA polymerase II
Cellular component (GO): nucleus; cytoplasm
Molecular function (GO): transcription corepressor activity; protein binding; transcription coactivator activity
Source: RefSeq, a predicted model, not a curated record